Acaulospora colombiana is the source of this 399-nucleotide messenger RNA. Lineage: Eukaryota; Fungi; Glomeromycota; Glomeromycetes; Diversisporales; Acaulosporaceae. The record is from the annotation of a GenBank genome assembly.
AUGCCUUCGGGCCCACCUCACUUUGGUUUGUGGCAAAUCAAAUGGACUUCCCGAUGUAAGCGUUCAACUUCUUGGCCCUCUCACGUGGCACUGACCCCGUUUUCCAGAGCAGCGUUCUUUAUUCAACUUCGCGGUGCAGCCGUGGAUGACGAUGUCACCAUGCCUGUCACCAGUCACCAUUCCCAAGCAAGUCAUAAACGGUUCAACUCACAAUCUCACUGCCAAUCGGGCAGGGUCGGGAUCGGGAGCGCUCCUCGGUAUACUCAACCCACCGAGCAUUAUCCUACGGAUAACUUUUACCUGGACAACGAAGACAAGGAGAUGCGACACGAUUAUCCGUCUCCCGAUUCCGAAAAUUCUGUUCAGCUUCAAGAACUAAGAAGGAUGAAAACAGGAAGG